UUGGCCGUAAUGCAGAAAAUAACACAUGCACAUAAGAGGGUUCGCUCACUUGGUGCUAUGUCUACGUACUCCCGUACUCAGGAGAGCGACGCGUGGGCCCUUCUGGCACUGAAGUCGGCACCGGCCAGUCCGACGAAGAUGCAGUGGAACCCGGAGGCAAAAGGUGCACCGAUUGCACGGCUCGAGGGUCGCGAGUUCGAGUACAUGGUUAGACAACGACGUAUCACUAUCGGGCGUAACAGCAGCAAGGGUGAGGUCGACGUCAACAUGGGCCACUCCAGCUUUAUCUCGCGACGACACCUCGAAAUCUUCUAUGAUCAUCCGUUUUUCUUUAUGAUCUGCAACGGUAAAAAUGGUGUUUUCGUCGAUGGAGUUUUUCAACGAAAGGGCGCGCCUGCCUUUCAAUUACCAAAGUCGUGCACAUUCAGAUUCCCAAGCACAAAUAUCAGGCUGGUAUUUCAAUCUCUAGUGGAUGAGCAAGAGCAAAGUAGCGUACGUGUACCAUCUCCCCCAAAACAAAGGGCUCCGUUACCACCUCUGCGUAUCAAUAUACCGGAUGCAGGAUACAGUAGUCCAUUUCCAUCACCAACUGGUACUAUCAGUGCCGCUAAUUCUUGUCCUGCUAGUCCAAGGGCUGGUCAGGGAAGGAGAAACAUAUCGGCGGAUCUUCAGAUGGUAGCCGUGUAUGCAGCCGCUGUCGCUAAUGACCCACAGAAUUCUGGUUUGGAAAGGCAUGACGGGGGACAAAGCUCCAGCAGACAGAUAAGUCCAGAGCCAGGCGUCGAGUCUCGUUAUAGAAGCGGUGGCAGCAGUUCUGGGCCAAACGGUACAGCGGCGCAUUGUAGUCCACCGAAGGAUGACUCUAAGCCACCAUACUCGUACGCGCAACUGAUUGUACAAGCAAUAGCGUCUGCGACUGACAAACAGCUUACGUUAUCCGGCAUUUACUCGUACAUCACGAAGAACUAUCCGUAUUAUAGAACCGCCGACAAGGGCUGGCAAAAUUCCAUAAGGCAUAAUCUUUCGUUAAAUCGUUAUUUUAUCAAAGUGCCGAGAAGCCAGGAAGAGCCAGGAAAAGGAUCUUUUUGGAGAAUAGAUCCUCAGUCAGAAGCUAAACUCAUAGAACAAGCUUUCAGGAGAAGAAGACAGCGCGGUGUUCCAUGUUUUCGAGCUCCCUUUGGUCUCUCAUCCAGGAGUGCCCCUGCUUCUCCGUCUCACGUUGGAAUCAGUGGAUUGAUGACGCCGGAAUGCCUGAGCAGGGAAGCUUCUCCAGGACCAGAAUCAUAUCCGGAUAGUUCCGUACCUUCUCCAGCUGGUCAACUGACUAGUCAGUCCGCACCGGGAUCACCGGGUCAUCCGUACGCGCCCUCAAACCAGACAUCUCAUAAAGGUCGGCUAAUGCAGCAAAUUACUGUUGUCACAAACGGCGUCACUAAUGAUGCGACCAGAGAAGAUAAAUACGUCGUAUCUGGAAACACUACGGAAGAACAUUCUCUUUCCCCGGCUGGGCAGUAUAGUCCGGCUCCUGUUAUUGUACAAACUACAUAUAACUACAGCGGAAGCUUUAUUGGUCCCGACGCAGGCGUCGGAGUCGCGAAACGUUCACACGAGGAAUCGGAUAGCUCUCCAGGUUCACCGGCACCGCUCGCUAUCGUCGAAAGUCCUGAACCGUUAGAGCACCAGCAACCACAAUCGAAACGUCAACGCGUUCAUGAAAUGGACGACCAUUGAAUCCGUUACGUAGGACACUUGUUACAUCGCGCUAAUUCGCUCAUCGUUGAAUAUAUCUGCACGCGCGUGUACCUCAUACCUGCUCAUCUGUGCGUCCGCAAAACGCGCGUACGCCUUUGUACCCAAACUUUCGGAUCCAUGCCCAUAUCCAUGCCACAUCUAAAACUACGUACAUCCUCAUCUUUGUACGCGCGCGUACGAACGCGUACACUCGAUGUUGUACUUUCAUUCAUUUUAUACAUAAUGAUUACUUUAGUCUGCGUAUAAAUAAAUACUCGAUCCAAUUUAUCGUUUAACGCAACAAGUGGAACAUUUGGAAACAAACAAAAAAAAAAAAGAAAAAAAAGAUGA
This is a messenger RNA of Dufourea novaeangliae, 2082 nucleotides long. RefSeq names its product forkhead box protein K1 (gene FoxK). Lineage: Eukaryota; Metazoa; Arthropoda; Insecta; Hymenoptera; Halictidae. Gene Ontology annotation, molecular function: protein binding; DNA-binding transcription factor activity, RNA polymerase II-specific; RNA polymerase II cis-regulatory region sequence-specific DNA binding. The record is from RefSeq and is a predicted model, not a curated record. The coding region runs from base 10 to 1731 and encodes 573 amino acids. The transcript is spliced from 6 exons. Gene Ontology annotation, biological process: regulation of transcription by RNA polymerase II.